Messenger RNA from Aspergillus aculeatus ATCC 16872, 1391 nucleotides. RefSeq lists its product as uncharacterized. Gene Ontology annotation, biological process: carbohydrate metabolic process; GDP-mannose biosynthetic process. The transcript is spliced from 3 exons. The record is from RefSeq and is a predicted model, not a curated record. Gene Ontology annotation, molecular function: mannose-6-phosphate isomerase activity; zinc ion binding. Gene Ontology annotation, cellular component: cytosol. NCBI's taxonomy places the organism in Eukaryota, Fungi, Ascomycota, Eurotiomycetes, Eurotiales, Aspergillaceae. The coding region runs from base 53 to 1138 and encodes 361 amino acids.
GUCCAAAACACCUGGAGCGGGAGAGGUUGAUGAAUCUAAGACCUAUUCUGAAAUGUGGAUGGGCACAUACCCUACAGUUCCCUCCAAAAUCCUGUCCACAGGACAGCUGCUGAGCGACUACCUGAAAGAGAAUCCAGAGGUUGUGGGCAAGUCCGCGUUGGACAAAUGGGGUCCGGAGGUGCCUUACCUACCUAAGAUCCUCUCUUUCUCCAAGGCGCUCCCCCUGCAGUUACAUCCUGACAAGGCUCUAUCCGAGAAGCUUCACCAGGAGGACCCGAGCAAGUUCGGUGAUCCCAACCACAAGCCAGAGAUCGCCAUCGCGUUGUCGAAGUUCGAGCUCUUUGCGGGCUUCAAGCCCUUGGCUGAGAUCGAGCAGCUGCUGAAAGUCAAGCCGCUCGAUCAGUUUGUGCCCCCGGGCCAAACGUCCGGCCUUGACGACGAGCUGCUCCGCGAGAUCUGCCGGAUCCUGUUGACGCUGCCCCCCUCCAUUGUCGCCGAGACGAUUAAGGAGCUACUGGAAAUCCCGGAGUCGCGAUUCGGGCCCAACCAGCGGUACAUCCCUGGUCUCCUCGACCGGUUACGCAAGCAAUACCCGGAGACCGACAACGGAAGCUUAGUGGCAGUGCUACUGAUGAACUACAUGACGCUGGGGCCCGGGGAGGCGGUUUGCGUUCCGGCGGAUAGCAUCCACGCGUACCUGCACGGCGAUAUCAUGGAGUGCAUGGCCCGGUCGGACAACGUGCUCAGCACGGGCUUCUGCCCUAAGGCGGAGAAGGACAGCGUCGACCUCUUCACCCGCGCGCUGUCGUUCAAACCGCAUGGCCCGGACGAGGCGAUCUUGCCGCGACGGAAGAGCGACAAGGGCGAGCACUUUAAGACGGAAGUGUACGCCCCGCCGUUCAGUGAGUUCAAUGUCUUGGGCACCAGUCUGGGGGCCGGCGAGAAGGAGACAUACAAGCCAGUCGGCGGUCCUAGUCUGUUGAUCGUGACCAAGGGCAAUGGCACAAUGACUGUGGCCGGUGGUGACGGGACGACGUUCGACUUGCGCGAAGGCUAUACGUACUUUAUCGGGGCGGGGGUGGCCUUGGACCUGAGCACGGAGAAAGGCAUCGCGGUAUACCGCCCGUAUGCGGAGUAGAUUGAACGACUAGAGGAGUUGAGAGCGGGGAAUGUGUCGAUAACUUAUAUUAGCGAUCACGAUAUGAUAACGUGGAAUAUAUUGUUCUUUUGUAAUGCCCCUCAAGAGGAGAAUAUCUAGUCCUGUACUGUAUCUUUCGGGACAUGGCAACUUCGCCAAAUACCGAAGCCGAAACCACAACCCACGAAAGACAUAUUCCAAGACAAACAAUUGCAUUCAACAUUCUGCUAUAUAGAUAGUCAUGUACGGAAUG